Messenger RNA from Alternaria novae-zelandiae, 201 nucleotides. RefSeq lists its product as uncharacterized. The transcript is spliced from 2 exons. Bases 1 to 201 code for a protein of 66 amino acids. The record is from RefSeq and is a predicted model, not a curated record. NCBI's taxonomy places the organism in Eukaryota, Fungi, Ascomycota, Dothideomycetes, Pleosporales, Pleosporaceae.
AUGGAUGGCAACAACGAGAUCGUCGACCUCCUCCUGUCCCACGACGCCAUCGACAACGACGCCAAAGCACCAACAACCGUACCAACACCCACACGCCCCGACGACUCGACUCACUUCGAUUAUCUCGACGAUGAUAUGGACGGGGCACCAACUGAAGCUUGGGAAGAGUUCCGCGACAUGGAUGAAGGAAUGGAGGUAUGA